This is a messenger RNA of Manduca sexta (tobacco hornworm), 2126 nucleotides long. Its product is annotated as parafibromin-like. NCBI's taxonomy places the organism in Eukaryota, Metazoa, Arthropoda, Insecta, Lepidoptera, Sphingidae. Gene Ontology annotation, molecular function: RNA polymerase II complex binding. Gene Ontology annotation, cellular component: Cdc73/Paf1 complex. Gene Ontology annotation, biological process: transcription elongation by RNA polymerase II; positive regulation of transcription elongation by RNA polymerase II. The record is from RefSeq and is a predicted model, not a curated record.
AGAGCGGCCCCGUGCCGGGCACGCCGGGGCGGCGCGAGCUGCUGCCGGUGGCGGCGGCGCGCCUGCCGGCCGGCGGCAAGCGGCCCUCGCGCACGCCCAUCAUCAUCAUCCCCGCCGCCGCCACCUCGCUCAUAUCCAUGUACAACGUCAAGGACAUGCUGCAAGAUCUUAAGUUUGUUACCGUCGAACAGAAGAAAUCCGAAGGCACAGUUCGCGAGAAUGAAGUAUUAUUGCAAAGAAGAAAAGGUGCCUCUGGUGACCACGUGCCAAAUAAUUCGUCAACUAUUACAGUACCUUACCGUGUAGUAGACAACCCCGGUAGAUUAUCCGCAGCUGAAUGGGAUCGCGUAGUCGCAGUAUUUGUUCAAGGACCCGCUUGGCAAUUCAAAGGAUGGCCAUGGGACGGAAAUCCAGUACAAAUCUUUGCUAACAUAUGUGCUUUCCAUCUAAAAUUCGACGAGAUGAAGCUGGACGCGAACGUGGCGCGCUGGGCGGUCACCGUCCUCAACCUGAGUCGCACCAAGCGGCAUCUCGACCGCGCUGUACUACUCGGCUUCUGGGAAACACUCGACAAACAUAUGAUGAAGAAUAAGCCGCAUCUUAGGUUUUAAGUUUGUUCUAGUUGCUAUAUUAUAUAGAUUUAUUAUACAUAGUAUGUUAUAGACUCCUCAUUAAUAUCAGAAUGCCUUCAUAUUGAGUAUAAAACACACACUUCAUACCAUUUAAGAAUUUGGCAUACCUACUACAGAAUGUGUAUCUAUAUAUCUAUUUAUGUACAGAAUCCCGAUCUUUAAAAUCCAGCAGGGUAGUAAAAAUCUUAAUUGAAAAUGAUGAUAAUUUAAAUAUAGUUUCUCGGAUGACAUAAUAAAUGUCUUAAUCGUAAGUAGGGAUCAUCCGCGGCGGAAAUUGAUAACGAUCUCGAUCGAUAUCUUAGGAUUUGUCGCGGUAAAUAGAUCAGAAUCAAGUUUGAUUUCAACAUAUAUCUAUAUAUCACUAGUUUGUUUCCACGAUGGAUUUGGACAUGGCCAACGAAAAAAUCUAUUUUUAAUUUUGUGGAAGAGGACCCAGCUGGAAUUUAAUGCUCGUGAGAUUAUAUUAUGUACCUAUAUUUUAAAAACAGACUGAUUGCUUAGGGAAUAGUAGAUAAUAAAUAUAAUACAAUAAAGGAUUAUACUGUGUUCAUUCAUUCUCGAAUAAGAAAAGAAAUAUGUAAUUGAAAGUUGGUAAAUAAAUUUAUAGAUUUUAUAUAUUUGACAAUUCGUAUUAGGAUAUUAUAACACAAGAAGUAAUGAUUUCUGGAUAGCUGUAAUUAUUCAUUAAAAGUUGAAUAAUAUUUAACGUUAUUAGGUACAAAAUAUAUCCUUGCUGUUUAUUGUACCAUGUCAGGAUUAGUUGCUCAUUUACUGCUUGUAUUUAUAUUGGAAAUAGAGCUUUUAAAUACUUGUGAACAUCAUAGAGAAAUAAUUUAUUGGUAUAUAUAGUUGAAUAUACAUUAUUAUUUGUCUUCUGUUUGUACAUGUUGUAUUGUUAGUUUUCAAUUGUUAUCCGAUUAAAUACGCUGAUAAGUAUAUAUGAAGCUAUCGAUUUUGAAAUCUGUUCGUAUGUACAAAAAUAAACUAUUGCAAUUGUUUGUUAGUGUGUAAAAUGUAUGGACGGCAAUCUUCAAUGUUUUCUAAUGCUCGUAAGUUUCAAUAUUGCUGACUUACUCGGAAUAUUAUGGUGAGAUGCAACACAACAUGAUGCAUAUUUUGCAAAAAACUCCUUUGGUCUUCUGUUCUAAAGCAUUCAGGAACAGCUGAUGUCAUAGUGAUGAUGGUUAUUGCUAUUGGAACCGUCGACAUUGUUCGUAAAUUGUUUAAUUCAUUCAAUACGUGGUUUAAUGAUACGUUGUGUUUAAUCGUCACACAUUUUAUUUAACUUAUAAAUUGCAGUACUGUUACCACCAAAACUUUUUAAUCGCUAACGUAAUUAUUUUACUUUUAUAAUAAAAUUGUUUUUUUUUUUUGCUACCUGAAGGAUAUUAUGUUUUGAGUAAAUGGAGCAUUGCCAAAUUAUUUUAAAUGGUAUUGAAAUGUCUUCAGGCAUGUGAUCUUUGUUUAAUGACAACAAUAAAUUGUUGAACAUAA